CACAGCAGCAGACGACUGUAGAGUUUAGUAGUUCGUGUCAUGCGUUUGUACGGUAUUGUGUUGCGUUUUCUGUGUAAUAUGUGAGUGAUUUGAUGGUGGAGACAGGAAAUCACGGAAAGACACAUAUUGAGUGUGUGGCUUAGGAGGGCAAUCAUGGACUGCAAGGGAACUAGUUGGGUGAAAAAAGAGAAGAGUGAAAUAUAUGCUGAACCAGAAUCCUUGUGUCUUGAAGAUAACUUGGGAAUCUCUCAUGCAAAUGAUUUUAUCAAGGAGGAUCCUGAACUAAAUUUGGAGGUGGCAGCCCCAAUAAGAAAAGCAUCUGAUAGUUUAAGUUUCAUUCAAAGCGCUGGUGACAGCUGUGACGUUUCAUAUCAAGAAACAUCACAUCAAGGAGUAGUCAAUGACAAGCUGGAGAUAUAUGCAGAGAAGUCAACAGAUUUCAGUGUGUCUCACAACUAUACCAAAAUACAGACUUCUCAAGAAGACGGCUUAUGUGGCACAAGAUUAAGUUGUAGCAUCAGCGAAAAGGAAUUCCAUAAGUUUAACUGUAGUUUCUGCCUACAGAGCUUCCCUUCAAAAUACAGACUCAUAAUGCAUGUCUUCAUCCACAUUGACGGUGUGCAGGCACCUUCAUAUGUGUGUAAGUCAUGUGGUGAGGUAUUUCCCACUGAUGACUGCUUUAAAGAACAUUUGAGAAUGAGGGAGGGUGACAAAGCAUUAUCUGCUACCAACAGCGAGAAACUUGAAUGCAGUGAUGAUCAUGAAAACAAUAUCUCCUUCGAGUGUGUACAAGACGGAAUCGUGGAACAGACUGAGGAGCCCCCUUCAUACAAGGUACCCAGGAAAACUUUUAAAAAAUCGUUUAAUGACAUAUGUAAUACACAUACUGUGAAAGAAACUGAAGAGAAACUCGAAAGAUGUAAUGACUGUGGAAUUUUAUCUACAAGUGACCAUGUUCAUGUCCACACUGUGCUAAGUGCAACGAGACAUCACAAAUGUGAUGUUUGUGGUAAAAAGUUUCCUUUGUUAUGCAAUCUUCAGACACCCGAUUAA
Schistocerca serialis cubense is the source of this 1053-nucleotide messenger RNA. Its product is annotated as zinc finger protein 59-like. The transcript is spliced from 5 exons. Bases 154 to 1053 code for a protein of 299 amino acids. Lineage: Eukaryota; Metazoa; Arthropoda; Insecta; Orthoptera; Acrididae. The record is from RefSeq and is a predicted model, not a curated record.